AGGGACAAGAUCGAGAUUCUGAAAAAUGAAGCCGACUGUUUUCUUCGCAGUGUGUUUGGCGCUGUUGGUGGCUUCAACGGUUUCAGCCACGAGGACGCGAGAUUGCCCCGAGGCCUGCUCCAGGAGAUGCCAGCCCGUGUGCGGGACAGACGGCAGGACGUACAAUAACCCUUGUCUCCUCGAAAGGACGAGAUGCAGCCAUAAAGUGUAUGUCGAAAUCGCCCAUAAUGGUACAUGUAAAGGAACCACACCUUCCUGCCGAUGGAGAUGAAGACAGAAAUAAAAGGAACUGCGGUCUCUAAGAGUUGUCGAUUUAUGUUAAGAAUCGGAAUACAUUGCAGUUCGUGGAUUGUUUUCUUACUUAUUUAUAAACAGAGGCGAAGAUACACAUGACAGGUCGGUUAUUACUAGUGACACGCUGAGUGGUUGUUGAUGAUGAUUAUUUGACAGUUGACAGGUUUUUCAUAGCUGCCAGUCAUCACCAUUCACUCAAGCGCAUCUUCGCCUCGGUAAAAAAUAUCUAUAUAGAAAAUAAAAAGAAUAGAAAUGAAAAAGAUAGAUCAAGAUAAGAGACUGUCUUUAUGUUGUUUGUGAUUUUUUCAAGUUUUAUUAAUUCCAUAGAUGAUUUUACUUUGGUAACUCGCAUACAAAUAUAUUUAAGAGGUCUA
This is a messenger RNA of Penaeus chinensis, 668 nucleotides long. Its product is annotated as PI-actitoxin-Avd5a-like. The record is from RefSeq and is a predicted model, not a curated record. Lineage: Eukaryota; Metazoa; Arthropoda; Malacostraca; Decapoda; Penaeidae. Gene Ontology annotation, molecular function: protein binding. Bases 26 to 271 code for a protein of 81 amino acids. Gene Ontology annotation, biological process: cell differentiation; multicellular organism development. The transcript has 3 exons.